Messenger RNA from Closterium sp. Yama58-4, 2796 nucleotides. NCBI's taxonomy places the organism in Eukaryota, Viridiplantae, Streptophyta, Zygnematophyceae, Desmidiales, Closteriaceae. The record is from the annotation of a GenBank genome assembly.
AUGUCGAUACAGACCGACCAUGAGGGUGGGGCCAGAUCUAGGGCUACUAAAGCGGCCGCCGCGCAAACCAACCAAAGGAAACGUGCGGCGGGGAAGAAGGCUGAGGUUGGAACGAAGAAGUCCGGGAAGAAGGCGGAGGACAAGGGGAAGCAACCAACGGCACGCAAGCGUGUUUCGGCCGUGAAGAGCGAUGCGGGUGUUGCCACUGCUGCCCUCGAGCCCGGUCCUUCCGACGACGGCACCAUCGGCGGGAACGAAGACCCUGGGCGUGGCGGCGUGAGUGUUGCCGUCCGGCCGGGGGACAGAGAGGGCUUGGCGACUGGAGGAAAGCACGGCGAGGCUCCCGGCGACGACCAGGCCGCAACUGUGGUGUCCGUGGCAGAGGCAUCACAGCAGCAUAUGACGCUGCUCCCCCCGCCCGUGGUCGAAGUAUCUGCUACAGUGAUAGAUAAGGAGAAGAAUGCCGCGCACGUUUGCACGGAGGAGCCGAAACACGACAUUGCCGACGUCGGUGGAUCUCCUCCCUCUGGGGGACGCGGGAGGCGUAGGCAGAGGAAGAGCGAUGGGGAGGAGGAGUAUGACACCCCCGUGGCCGAGGACAUCCCCAUACGCGCAAAGAGGAGGCAGACGACAGCCAGCGGUGACGACGCCGGUGGUGCUGAAAUCAUGCUUUGCGGCAAAAGGGCCGACCCGGUCCGCGGAAACCAUCUAGCGGACGGGGGGGGCAAGCAAGCCUCGAGGGGGAAGAGGCCGAAGCGCGGCAAAGAAGGCCCUGGUGAAGCGGAUGUUGAGGACGAGGGGGAUGGGGAGGAGGAGGCCGAGGAGGAUGCGGAGGAGGAGGACGAGGAUGCAGGGGAGGAAGAAAAGGACGAGGAUGAGCAGGAGGACGACGAUGAUGAGGAGGAGGAGGAGGAUGAGGAUGGCGACGAGGGGAAGGAGAAGGAGGACGAUGAGGAUGAGGAUGAGGACGAGGAGGUGGACGAUGAGGGGGAUGACGAGCCUGAGGAGGAAAAGAGUGAGGAGGAGGAGGAGGAGCAGGAGGAGGAGGAGGAGGAGGAGGAGGACGAGGACGAGGACGAGGAGGAGGAGGAGGAGGAGGAGGAGGAGGAGGAGGAGGAGGAGGAGGAGGAGGAGGAGGAGGAGGAGGAGGAGGAAGAGGAGGAGGAUGAUGGUGAGGAGGAGGAUGAGGAGGAGGAGGACGACGUGGAGGAAGAGGAGGUGGAGGAAGGGGCGGAUGAGGAAGAGGAGGAGGAGGAGGAGCCGGCAGGGAAAGGACGGGGCGCGCGAGGCAGACGGGGGAGUGGCACAGGGAAGGUGGGGGGCCGGUCUGUGAAGGAGAAGGUUGACGAAUCGGCUAAACCGGCCCCCCGUGUUACAGGCAUUGGGCCACCGGUAAGCGUGCAACGGAUGCAGCUAACGAAAGGGGCCGGAAGAGCGAGUGUGGCACCGCUAUCCACAGGAGCACCAAGGUUCUUCACGCCAUACUCCGGCCCGAGCAAAGUCGCUGCGACUGCACCCGGCGCGGCUACAGGAGAGGAAUCCGAAUCCCCUCCACCAGCCCCCGUCACGCACUCCCCACUCGCCUCUCCCUCUUACCCAUUUCGGCCACUACACGCUUCUCCUGUCCGGGGCAGGGCGGUCUCCCCCCUCGCUGGUCCAUCGCGCGGGCAUCAACCAAGCACUUCUGCCAAUCCCUUCCCUGAGCCUCCCUUUCCCCGCCAGCGUGAUAGUGUGAGGGCACACGGGGCUGCUGCUGAAGACGUUGAUCCCCUUGGCCAGAGAGGGGUUUCUACACACCCUUUUCCGGAUGUCAUGGAUGCGCUGGGCGAAGGUGCAGAGCAUGGGCAGUUUGUUACACGAGACGAGUUCCAGCAGCUACGGUCUGAGAUGUACGCCAUGUUUGCUCAGCUCGGCCUGCGUCGUGGAGCAACUGCCAGCUAUGCCGGGGGGACUGCAGUGGUGCCUAUGGCUGGUACCCCGCCGCCGAUGAGUGCCGUGGACAGGGCACGUGUGCUUGUGCUUCGGGAGACCAACCCAUUCCCGUAUUACCCUGCACCGGAGGAAGUGUUCGAGGCCUUCGCUGUCCACUUGUCUGCCGAGGGGCUAGAGUCAAUGAAGCUGCUGUGGUUGCACAACGACAAGUCAACCAUGGGUGUUUUCAACCACCAGAUGUCAUCAACCAGGUCAACAAUCAACACCACCCUCAGGCCAGCAACGUACGCCGGCAUGGGUCUCUCCGAUUACGCCAAUGCGGUGGAUUGCCUGCCCACUGAGCUACACCCAAAGAAGUGGUUCAACGACGAGCAACUCCUGGCGGAGUACAGAGAUGAACAGUGGGCCCUCAACUGGCACUUUGACAAGGCCACCGGAACACCCUUCAGCAACCCCUUGUUUGCUUAUGCGUUCAAGCUCUCCUUCAAGAGGAGCGGGGUCGUGUUCACCAAGUUCAAGAGCCGCAUGGUGGCAUGGGGCCUGUUUUCGCUGGAGCAUAUACCCGUAACCCCCCCUCAUACACCAUCCACCCAACCCUACACCACAUUGCAGAUCGAGUGGCCCCUUCUGCAGGACAAGCGCCGCAAGCGAAUUCCGGCCCAGCCGGAACAAAACAGGCCGGACUACUUCGAAUGGUGUGACAAGGUCAAACAGAUGAUACACUUUGCCGUCGUGGAGCGACGCAUCCCACACGAUCCGGCUCGGGGUGCGUUCGUCUUCCCGAACAAGUUCCUCAUCGACGAUGGCGACCUUGGAGAUGUUGUUCUUGCCCACCGGGCGCUUGCAGGGCCCACCAUUGAGUAG